AUGGAUCAAGUUCAAGUAUUAUCAGCUGUUUGUAAAAAAUUGAAUAAUGAUAUUGAAUCAUUAGCUAAUCAAACAUCAAUUCGUGAAUCUGCAAUAGCUAAAUUAGAUUCUAAUCAACAAUCAUAUGAUGAACAAUUACGUCAAUUAAAUAUUGAUAUUCAAUUAAAAUUAUCUAAAAGUGAUUCAAUUUUACAAAAAUUACAAUCAGAUGUUGAACAAAUUUCACAUGGACUUCGAGAUAUAAAUCAGAGUCAACAAGAUACAAAUAGAUCAAAUAUUCAACGUUAUCAAGAAUUAAAACUUGAAAUAACAACAUUAAGUCAACGUCUUGAUAGAAUAUUUAAUGAACAACAAAUUGUUUUACGUACAUUUGAAACUGAUACAGCACGUGCUCUAUCAACAGCUGAUUCACGUUCACGAGCUUUUGUUGAUGAACUUCGAAAUCAAAUAUUUCAAAGUAAAACUCAAGAAGAUACGGAACGAGAAAGACAAGAACAAAAAAUAAAUCAAAAACUUGAUGAUAUUAAACGAUCAUUAGAUAAAUAUGAACGAUUGGAUAAAAGAAUUGAUGAUGCAAUACAUCAAUUUGAAAGAAAAACAGCAUCAUUAGAAGAUCAUUAUAGACGAGCUAUAUCAGAUUUAACUAGAAAUAAUGAAUCUGUUGAACAAACUGUUUAUAAACGAUUUGAUGAUAAAUAUCAAAAAACAAUGGCUAAUUUAGAAAAAGUUAAAAAAGAAAUGCGAACUUGUUUUGAAUCACUUGAAGGUUCUGUUAAAACAUUACAACGUAUUACUGAUGGAAGAAUUAAAGUAACUGAAGAUAAAUUAGAUAAAGAAAUAGAAAAACUUCGAAGUAUGAUUGUUCUUAUUUAA
Messenger RNA from Rotaria sp. Silwood2, 873 nucleotides. The record is from the annotation of a GenBank genome assembly. NCBI's taxonomy places the organism in Eukaryota, Metazoa, Rotifera, Eurotatoria, Philodinida, Philodinidae.